AUAAAAACCUCUCAACAUAUUGGCAAAAACAUGCACCGCACAGAGUAAGCUUUGAAAGUCUCUGAUCGGAGCCCAAAUCCUCAAACCUGUUUCUGAAUCAUUCUUCAUUCAGAAACACACAAAAGCUUCAAUCUUUUCAAUUUCUCUCAUUUUUCUUCAUUCCUCUGUGCUAAAGGGUUUCUUUGGCUUUUGUAGUUAAGGGAAGCAUCUUCAUUGCGCACACAGAGUUGUCAGAUUCUUGGUGUGAGUAUUCACAAGUCCUCACUCGUUGAUAUUGCUCGGUGUUAUGCUUCAUUGCUUCUAAGGAAGGAAAUGGUAAUUAGCAGCGAUCCAGAGAAAACAAACAAUCCACACAUGGGAUUUAAAAAAGAUAAUGCCUUAAAUGUUAAGGAGAUGGCAGAGAAGAUGAUUUUACAGAAGGACUUUGGUGUUGCAAGACUACUUGCAAGGAGGGCUCGAAGCUUGGAUCCCAAUAAUGAUGACCUCCCCCAGUUGCUGGAAACCAUUGAUGUGUAUCUCGCUGCUGAAGAAAGAGUUGGUGCAGAAGUGGAUUGGUACAAGAUCCUUGGUGCACAACCUUUGGAUGAUGAUGAAACGAUUCGGAAAUGUUAUAAGAAGAUGGCCUUUAAACUGCACCCUGAUAAAAACAAAUCAGUGGGUGCGGAUGGUGCAUUUAGUCUUGUCGCAGAGGCUUGGACUAUAUUAUCUGAUAAAGAUAAGAGAGCCACCUAUGACCAAAAGUACCGCUUGGCAAUUAGAGGGAUUCCUGUCGGGAUACCUCCUAAUCCUAUACCCGCUAGUCAAAAUAGUUUGUUUAAUACUGUUAACCUUGGUGAGAGACCUUCUGUACCUGGUGGUCAGAACGGUUUGUUUAAUGCUGUUAACCGGAACGACAGAGAUCGUAUGAGUGCUGCUCACACCAGUCCCACUCCAAGACCUCCUGCACCUGCUAGUCAUAAUGGUCUGUUUAAUGCUGCUAUCCAGAAGAACAGAGAUCAUAUGAGUGCUGCUCAUACCAAUUCUUCUCCAAGAGCCCCUCCUAAAUCAGAUACUUUUUGGACUGUGUGCAGUUUGUGCAGCACAAAGUAUGAAUACCUUGCUACUUACAGAAACUGCAAUCUUGUUUGUGGCCGCUGCAAGAAACCAUUUUAUGCUUCCGAGAUACCAGCCCCAUCUGUACGCAAAAAUGCUUCAUCCACUUCAAGACCUUCUCAAAUGAAGCAGCAAAGCUUCAACUCAACCGGAUUGGAUAGAAACUGUCAUGUUCCAAGUAGGACACCAAUGUCUGCUGUCAACUCAUCCCUCGGGUCAGGUGCUUUUUCUAUGCCUGGUGGCCUUUCCAGUGUACCAACAUCGGUUUCUACUGCUGGUGGAGUUCCUGGUCUUUUUAUGAGGCCAUCUGCGAAUUUGAAAAGAAAGCAUGAAGACUCGGCACCUGUCAUGAGGGAGGAGAUACAUUUUGGGAAAACUCAUGCUGUUGAGAGAACUGUUGCUGGUUCAGCUUUUCAGUCUUCUGGGAAAAAAAGGUGCACUGGUGAGCAUAAAGUUGAUGGUGCUAGAAGAGACGUGGAAACUGAAAUGGCGUCAAAAAAAGGAAUGAACUCCACCAAUGGGUUUGGGUCUCUGAAGAUUAGUUUUGAUGCAGGAAAGGUUAGUGCUGCCGGAAAUUCCAGACGGAAUGGUAUUAGUUAUAUGUCUCAGCAGCAAAUGAAGAAUAUCUUGGCGGAAAAGGCUCAGAAGUUGAUUCGUAAGAAGCUUGAUGAGUGGAAAGAGAGCCGUAGGAAGCUUGAUGAGUGGAAGGAGAUCCGUAAAAAACUUGAUGAACGGUAUCCAUCUUCAAUAUCAAAGAACACUGUCCCAGAAGUUAGAGUGAAGCCUGGUCCAAAAGAAAUUGUCAAGUCUGAGAACAAGAACAAACCUAUCUCUGCUGAUUCAGAGGCGAAUGUUUCCGUCUCCAUGACUGUUCCAGACCCAGAUUUCCAUGAUUUUGAUGGGGAUCGAAUUGAGGACUCUUUUGGGGAGAACCAGGUGUGGGCAGUAUACGAUGAUGAAGACGGCAUGCCGCGCUACUAUGUCUUUAUCCACUCUGUGAUCUCAAAGGAUCCUUUCCAGAUGAAGAUAAGCUGGCUUAGCUCUAAAACCAAUGAUGAAUUGGCACCGAUAGAGUGGGUCAGUAACGGCUUUCCAAAGACCACCGGGGAUCUCCGAUUAGGCAAGCGUGCAACAAGUAACACUCUCAAUUCUUUCUCUCACAGGGUCAAGUGGACAAAAGGCUCAAGAGGACUUAUCCAUAUAUAUCCAAAGAAAGGGGAUGUUUGGGCUCUAUUUCGGAACUGGUCCCUCGAUUGGGAUGUAACUACUAACGAUGAUAUCAUACAUCAAUACAACAUGGUGGAAGUGCUUGAAGACUACAGUGAAGAACAUGGUGUGAAUGUUGCUCCGCUUGUCAAGGUUGCAGGUUUCAAGACAGUAUUCCGCCAGAAUGCUGAUCCAAGAAAAAUCAGGAACAUUCCAAGAGCAGAGAUGUUUCGUUUUUCACACCAGGUACCUUCAUACUUGCUUACUGGACAAGAAGGUGACAAUGCUCCUAAAGGUUGCUUGGAGCUGGAUCCUGCUUCAACACCUAUGGAACUUCUUCAGGUGAUCACUGAUGCUCCAACACAAGAAGAUUCUGCUGAAGAUGUUUGGAGAAAGAAGGUGGAUGGAGCACAGGAAGGGAAGGCAUGGCCUGAAAAUUUGGUCGUAUAUAAGCGGCAACGCUUGAAGGAAAAAAGGGAGCAGUGAAGUAACUGGUGAUUGUGAAUAACUGAAUUGGAUUGAAGAGAUUUUGUGUUCCAUAAUAUAGCCAUAGAGUUAGCCUAUUUAAUUCAAAUAGUCUACAAAACCAUAGCUUAUUUAUAAUCACCAAUUCGAACCAAGUUCGAGCAGCUUUUGAUGUUUUUGCUGUAUGUUGACGGUCCUGCAAUUUUGGUUUUAGUGGUUACAUUUGCAGGGCUUUUUGACAUGCCAAUGUACUCUAGUUACUAGCUUCUUCAAGUCAAUAAAAUUCAGCAUUAUGAAUA
This is a messenger RNA of Medicago truncatula (barrel medic), 3062 nucleotides long. RefSeq lists its product as uncharacterized. The record is from RefSeq and is a predicted model, not a curated record. The transcript is spliced from 2 exons. The coding region runs from base 313 to 2784 and encodes 823 amino acids. NCBI's taxonomy places the organism in Eukaryota, Viridiplantae, Streptophyta, Magnoliopsida, Fabales, Fabaceae.